Messenger RNA from Quercus robur (English oak), 1221 nucleotides. RefSeq lists its product as uncharacterized. The coding region runs from base 1 to 1221 and encodes 406 amino acids. Lineage: Eukaryota; Viridiplantae; Streptophyta; Magnoliopsida; Fagales; Fagaceae. The transcript has a single exon. Gene Ontology annotation, molecular function: nucleic acid binding; RNA-DNA hybrid ribonuclease activity. The record is from RefSeq and is a predicted model, not a curated record.
AUGUCUAGCCCUAAGGCCGACGAAGUUUUGUUUGCCUACAUAGCGGUAGCCCCUCACGCUGUGAGCUUAGUGUUAAUACGAGUUGACAACGGCGUACAGCGGCCAGUUUACUAUGUAAGUAAAUCAUUACAUAAGGCCGAGGUGCGUUACUUACCAUUGGAGAAGGCAAUUCUCGCAGUAGUGCAUGCCACACGAAAAUUCCCCCACUAUUUCCAAGCACACACUGUCGUUGUCUUGAAUCAACUUCCCCUCAAGUCGGUGCUCCGGAGCACCGAUUACAUAGGAAGAAUUGCCAUGUGGAGCACGCUCCUAGGGGCUUUCGAUAUUAAAUACAUGCCUCGGACCUCUGUCAAGGGCCAAGUUCUCGCUGAUUUAAUAGCCGAAUUUGCUAAACCCCCGGUAGAAGAAGUAGCAGAGGAGGAAAACAUGGAUGGAAAAUCGGUUGGCACAAUCUCUGCACAAGGAGCCUCACGGUGGAAAGUCUACGUUGAUGGCGCCGCAAACCAAAGGGGAUCAGGGGUAGGGCUAGUUCUAAUAUCCCCUAAGAAGAUUACCAUUGAAAAUUCAUUAAGGCUCGGGUCCUUGGCUACAAACAAUGAAGCCGAGUAUGAGGCUUUGUUGCAAGAAAUGACCAUGGUGCAAAAAAUGGGGGAAAAGGCAAUAAAAGUGUUCUCGGAUUCCAGACUGGUUGUAGGCCAGGUGAAGGGCGAGGUAGAGGCCAAGGAUGUGAGAAUGCAGGAACAUCUCGAUCAAGUCAAACGCUUGCAAUCAGACUUUGAAUUUUUCAACUUGAUGCAUAUCUCUAGAAGCGGGAACACACAUGCGGAUUCAUUGGCCACUCUCGCCACAUCCUCGGAACAGGAUCUAUCUCAAAUCAUCCUUGUCGAGGAUUUAUGCAAGGCAGAUGUAAUCAAAAAGGAUAUGGCCCGAAUCCAUCAGGUCAGAGUGAGUCCGAGCUUGAUGGAUCCCAUAGUGAGUUUUCUCAAAGAUGAUGUAUUGCCCGAGGAGAAAUCGAAAGCCAAGAAAGUACGAAGAAAAGCUCCUCGAUUCUGGUUGUCAAGGGAUCACAAACUAUACAAGCGCUCCUAUUCUGGGCCAUAUUUAUUAUACGUACACCUAGAAGCAUCAGAGAUGUUACUCGAAGAACUGCAUGAAGGAAUUUGUGGGAGCCACAUAGGAAGAAGAUCGCUAGUACACAGAGCCCUCACUCAAAGAUACUGA